Molecule: messenger RNA, 4783 nt
Organism: Cyprinodon tularosa
Lineage: Eukaryota; Metazoa; Chordata; Actinopteri; Cyprinodontiformes; Cyprinodontidae
Gene: elf1
Product: E74-like ETS transcription factor 1
Exons: 10
Coding region: 784-2787 (667 amino acids)
Biological process (GO): regulation of transcription by RNA polymerase II; cell differentiation
Cellular component (GO): nucleus
Molecular function (GO): sequence-specific DNA binding; DNA-binding transcription factor activity, RNA polymerase II-specific
Source: RefSeq, a predicted model, not a curated record
UCUCCCUAUGCCAAAUUCAUCAGUCGGCGCAGUACAGGCGAGCAAAGCUAGCAAGAGCGAACAAUUUUCGUCCUAUUUUUAAAUAUACACCUCGUCUGGUCUAUUCGAUGUUAAGAUCUCUUUUAUGACAAACUAUCCCUCCUUUGUAUUUAUAUAUUUUUUUAAGACAUCUGACUUCAUUUUGACGCUGAACCUGUCCAGGCUGGCCAACUUCCAGUCUUUUUGCAGAACUUUGCUGUGGGGCCAAUAAUUUCUCAGGAAAAUGUGACUGCCUGCUAGGAAUUCCCCACGCAUCAGCAGCCAGUGUCGGAGCAAAAACCGCGACCUUGUGUCGGGAAGCAGACGAAAGCAGCAGGGAGAGGGUCAAAACCUGACGGCUGCCUGAGCGAUGAUGUAGCUUUACCGUUACAGCCCCCCGAGUCGCAUCUCAAGGGAUCAUUAUGUAUUUGGAUUUUUCUUGGGGAGAGCCGUUAAAGUACUUGGAAAAAGCGACAACUUGUGUUUUAUAGAUGGCAUCUUUCAGCAGGGUGUAGAUGCUCCAGGCAGAGCAGGGUCCAGCCUCUGUGUCAGAGAGGGACGAGGCUGCUCCCACCUGGGCCGCAGCACUCCAGUGAAACCUUGGCUCUCUCCCGUUCAGCUCAAGCUGCAUCGGAUUAGAAAACAGGACGACACAGAGGCCGUUUUGUGUGAGGUGAAGCAGCAGCAGAAGAAGGAGGAGGAGGAGGAGUAGUCAUCACAGUGGGGAGAUUUUAGUCUGUUCCCCGCCCUCUGAAGUCCACUGCAAUGACGACUGCAGUACAGCCCAGUGAACUGGUGUUUGAAUUUUCCAACGGCAUUGAUGAGAUGAACCAGUUGGACGACCCGUCAGUAUUCCCUGCCGUGAUCGUGGAGCAGGUGCCUACAGCUGACCUGCUUCAGGUCUACUCAGGCCUCGAGUCCGACGAGGUGACUAAUGGCAUCAUGGUGGACACAACUCUCAGCGUGGUGGAGGGACCGUCCAUCCUGUCAGAAGGAGUGGAUCUCUCAGACGGCAACAGAUGCUAUCAAGAGUUUAUGAAAACUGCCAAAACAAGAGGUUCCCGCGCUGACGACAGCAUGGAGACAAACGAAGCAGCUGCCGCUCUGCUCAACAUGGAGUCUCCAAAUAACAUCUUGGAUGAGAAGCGAAUGAUUGGUGCAGUUCACACCUACAACCAUCUGCUGGAGUCAGAGAUGACGUACACUCCUCUCAGGCCUGACCAGAUGGACAACGUUGCUCUUGACAUGUCGUUGGAUGAAGACACCUCUUCCAUGGAUGAGAUUCCUCAAAAGUGUCCCUUAAAACCUCAGAAAAAAAACAAAGUGCGAAAGCCCCGGGUAGUGCGUCCCUGCUCUCCAAUUACAACCCCUAACCUGCCACUCAGGAAGAAGAGCAAAGAGGGCAAAGGCAACACCAUCUACCUUUGGGAAUUCCUCCUGGCUUUGCUGCAGGAUAAAAACACCUGUCCCAAAUACAUCAAGUGGACACAGCGUGAAAAAGGCAUCUUUAAGCUGGUGGACUCCAAGGCUGUUUCAAAGCUUUGGGGCAAGCACAAGAACAAGCCAGACAUGAACUAUGAGACCAUGGGGAGGGCUCUCAGGUACUACUAUCAAAGAGGCAUCCUUGCCAAAGUGGAAGGGCAGCGUCUGGUCUAUCAGUUUAAAGAGAUGCCACCUGACCUGGUGGUGAUUGAGGAUGAGGAGCCUGGAUCUGACGCCAACGCUGGGUACGAGAACCAGAGAUCUUCCAACGGGCGGGGGGUCGUCCGUGGAGGAUCUAAAAGCCACGGCAGGUCUCAGGGUGGACAUCACGUGUCUUUGAAACCAAUGAAGAAAGAACCCAGAGAUGAGUAUGUGUACCAGGAGGCUGAUGGAGGACAGUCUGAGCAGCUGCUGAACUCCAUUCAUGUUUUACAAGAGAACCAGGCGCAAAGUGUUCAAGAUGCAGCACAGGCCGUGAGGACCAUCAGCAGUCCAGUGUCAGUACCGAUGGUGCUGACAUCCUCCGGCUCGCUUCAGUCUGUCCCCCUCACUGUUCUGGCCAACGGCGACUCCAGCCACUCCUCUCCACCUCGGGUUAUUCUCCACACCGUCCCCUCCACAACAGCAGGUGGGAAAGAUGUGCUCACCAUCCAGACGGCUUCUCUCACAGGCGGCUCCGGCAGCCUGCAGGACGGCCUCCCGCAGCAGCUUCUGGUCACCAAUCUGGGCUCCUCUGCCAUUUCUUCUGCUGCCUCCUCCUGCACCUCUCCUCCAGGAGUCAUUAGUUCUGCCACCUCCAGCCUCAACGGUCUCCCCCGCCUCGUCACCAUCAACACCACCGGUGGCCAGACCAUGGUGGCGCAGCAGCCUGGCACCGUAAUAGCCACAGUACUUAAAUCCAGCGAUUUCUCUGCGCUGCAGGUCAAAGAGGAGAUGCUAGACUCCAGCUACUUCCAGUCGAUGGUGAACGGCGAUCCAUCACUGGCCGCACACACAUUCGAGAAGGAAGAGAUGGAGGCAGGGGAGGCAGAGCUGCAGUAUCGGACUGUGAUCAUCGAUACCAGUCAAAGCCUUGCCCAAGGGGCUGCAAGUGAAACUUUAAUAAAUGGACAUUACUCCCAGAGCAGCAGCCCAGGCGAGGGUUUGACCCCCGUGGAGGAGUUGGAGGUGCGCGGGGAGAUGUCCCUGCAGCCUGAGCAGGGAAUCAAAAGCCUGCAGGAGCUACCGCUGUCUGUUCAGUUGCCUGCAAACUUUAUCCAGAUAAAAACAGAGCCUGCAGAGGCUUAGAGCUGCAGGACUCUUACUCACAAAGUGAACCAAAAAGAUUGAAUUUAUUGUGACCACAGACUCGAUAUUUUCUUCCCCUCCUCUACGCUCUGAUUAAAUUAAUUAUCAGAAGUCGGGAAUUAACAUGCUGUUAAUUCCUAUCUUCAAAGUUGGUCAGUUCAGCCUCAGGAUUUAUUGUUUACUCACAUGUUAUGUGACUAUGUGCCUAAUUUCAAAAAUCUAGGGAAUGAUUUGUUUUUUUAAGAAGUUAGCUUUAAGAAAAAGGAUAAUUCCCACACAUGUAUAUGCACAAAAAGCACGAAGAAAUCUAGGAUUCCUGUCUGCAAAUAAAAAAGUGCCAGUCAAUUAUUUUUUUUUCUUAUUAACAUUAGAUCUCAUUGGACUAAUGUUAGAAAAGGACCACGCAACAAACCAAAAACAAGGACUGAAUGCCAAACACUGCGACAAAAAGGGACACCUGAAGAGCCGCUGGUCUCCUUUAACUGCUUGAAUGUUUUUGAGGGAAGCUGGUUGUCACGGUUGUGAUCAAUCUAUGGAAAUAAAGAAUAGUGAUCUCAUGAGUUUAAGUACAGAGUGCCUUAUGAGACGUUUGGAGGAAGAAUAACAUUAUUUUAAUACAGACAAGAAGUUAAAAUUCAUUUAUUUUGACACAAACAGAGAAGGUGUGCAUAUACUCUGUAUCAGCCCUUGCAUAAGAACAUUGUGUUACUGUUUAAAAAGGCAUUUUCUGUGUGGAGCUGCAGACUGGAAGGUACAGCAAGAAAGAGAAGAACAGAACCUGCAGAAUAAAAGUAAUUUUUGUCCAUUUCUCCCUCUGAAGCUCCAAGGUUUAAAUCCUGUUCAUGUAAAACAAUAUAUAUAUGAACCUAUAAAUAUAUAUAUAUAUAUGUAUACUGUAUGUAGACGUAUAAUAUGCAAUUGAAAUUCAAUUUUAAGGCCACAAGAAAUUUAUUUAUUUUAAUUCCUAAAUUCUGUAAAGAAAAGGCACAUUUGUAUUCUUUUUACAUGUAAACCUGAGGGAAGAUAAAACAAGAUACCAGGAAGCUUGUGAUAUAUUUUUUUUUGUAUAGUAUUCAAUAUAAUCAGCUUUGUUUUUGUUUAAGUUCUGUUCUGAAAUGCUCAGUGCAGCGUCAUUAUUCUGCUGCUGUGAAUAUAUCGGUUAUAUUUCUGUUUUGAACAUUUACAGAAUGAGCUUUUAUUUCCCCCCACUCUUCAGUGGAUGUACCUCUCUCUCCUGUUUUCUAACUGUCAUGCAGGCGAGGCUAUUGCUUAAAAACUUUUGGAUUUUGUUUUGCAUAAAGUAUCAAAUCUAUUAGUUAAUACCGAAUUUUUGCUUGAAAUCUAAUGUUUCUAAAGUGGUUAGAAACGGAAAUGGCACCGUGUUCUGCUCUCUUUCCUCUUUUCUCCUCCUCUCCCCUGUCCUGGUGUCUCUGAUCUGUUGAAGUUUGUGCCUUCUUCCUAUUUCUUUGACCUGUUUGGUUAAGAACCCCAGGCCAGCCAUCUGACUUACUCCCUUGUUUCUGUGUAGGGGAUGAAGCCAUAUUGAUCCUGAGUGGUAUCAGAGCUAAAUCGCUUGUAUUUUCCUGGCUGGCUGUAGCUGCUGAGUGAGGGACUCUUAAACUAACUGACCUCCAUCCUCAGCGUAAGAGUUGAAGGCUGCUUUACAACCUUUACAACAGCCAAAGAGCUCCGCAUUCUGCAGGCACUCUGAAUGUAAGACAUGCUGUCGCAACUGUUUUGACAAUCAAUAAAUACACUGGGUUAUAUUUGCAUUAAAUUUUAGACUUUCUGUUAGGAUUUUCUUCAUAUAUAUAUAUUCUUAUAUCCAGUCUUUUCUAAAGCACUGUUGUCUGAAUCGUUGAGGUAUGUCCACUGCAUUUUGUUUUGUUGCAUCUUUUGUCUUGGGUGUCGAUGGCCUUCUUUUAUGCAGAACUUAGACUAGAUUUUUCAGAAAAAGUCAAUAUGCAAAUUAAAAAGAAAAUCUUCUCUAUAUAUA